Orbilia oligospora ATCC 24927 is the source of this 456-nucleotide messenger RNA. RefSeq lists its product as uncharacterized. NCBI's taxonomy places the organism in Eukaryota, Fungi, Ascomycota, Orbiliomycetes, Orbiliales, Orbiliaceae. The record is from RefSeq and is a predicted model, not a curated record. Bases 1 to 456 code for a protein of 151 amino acids. The transcript has a single exon.
AUGAGCAGGGUUCCAACUGAUUCCCAGGGCCUCCUUACAAUCAUGGCAACGGCCACCGGUGCCCCAUCCUCUAGCUCCAAAGAUACCCCGCCCACUGUACUCCCUUACACCGCCAGAGCGGCGCGAUACCGUCGUCGAAACGCAUCGUCGUUUACCAAUAUUAAAAGAGAGAACCACCACGAGCUCCCUCAGACGCACACCCUGAACAACGUCAUCCAAACGACCCUAGUUCCAAGCACUAGAUCUUUGUCGAACAUAGUUCAAACACCUCAAACUUUGAGUCAUGGCUUGUCACCCGCGUCCCAAGCAGCUACAGCUCCCGUGCUCUCACCAAGAGGUCCGCUAGUAGCUCGCAGUUUCCCCAUUUACGGCUAUAUAGUUUUACCUUUUGUGCCUGUCAUCAUCAUCGUUGGAAUUAUUGGGUGGUUCGUAUAUAAGAAGAAGUUAAACAAAUAG